AUGAGGAGGAGGUUGCGUCGUCAGCUGAAAUGUGAUCGUGAGAACGGAUGGACGUCAAGAGCGAAAAAGUUUGAGGGAGGGCAAGAAGCCGAGAAAAGCCUAUACUCUGCUAAGGCAUUAGCAUUUUUGGACUUCGAAGCCACUUUCGACUCUCCUUACCGUGGCCGUCUUCUCAAUGCGCUUUGUGCCGAUGGAGUUCCAGGAGAAUUUGUACGCCUAAUAAAGGACAUGAAUAGAAGAAUAACUGCUGCGGUCCGAACACCAGCCGGAUGUACUACACCGAUCGAAGUGGAAACUGGAGUAAGACAAGGGGUUGUGGCGGGACCCUUUCUGUUCAACUUUGCCGUCGAUGGCAUAACGCGAAGAACAGUUGAGUAG
Messenger RNA from Necator americanus (New World hookworm), 378 nucleotides. RefSeq lists its product as uncharacterized. Lineage: Eukaryota; Metazoa; Nematoda; Chromadorea; Rhabditida; Ancylostomatidae. The transcript has 2 exons. The coding region runs from base 1 to 378 and encodes 125 amino acids. The record is from RefSeq and is a predicted model, not a curated record.